Salvia hispanica is the source of this 552-nucleotide messenger RNA. RefSeq lists its product as uncharacterized. The record is from RefSeq and is a predicted model, not a curated record. NCBI's taxonomy places the organism in Eukaryota, Viridiplantae, Streptophyta, Magnoliopsida, Lamiales, Lamiaceae.
AUGGUUCAGGAUGCGGCAAGAACUGUUUCUCUGCAUUGUUCAGACGAUGGACGCACGCAACAAGUACUUCUAGUAGUGGGCUACGGCACCACGGCGAACAUGUUCGACGAGUAUCUUCACGCCGGGGAUAAUACUGGGCGGGAGUUUCUUGCAAAUUUUUGUGAGGGCGCGGUUGACACCUUAAGCGCAACAUAUUUGUACAAGUCGUAUGCCGCUGAUUGCCAGUUCCUGAUGGAGAUGCACAAGAGGGUGCGCGACUUUCCUGGAAUGCUAGGGAGCAUAGAUUGUAUGCACUGGGAGUGGAAGAAUUGCCCGACAACGUGGAUAGGCCAAUUCACCAGUGGGUAUAAGGGUACCCACCCGACGAUGAUCCUUGAAGCCAUCGUUGACCACCGUCUUUGGAUCUGGCAUGCUCACUUAGGCAUGGCCAGGUCAAGCAACGAUAUCAACGUGCUGAACACGUCGAGUCUCUUCACCGAGCAAUGCAACGACAACGGUCCGGUUAUCGAAUUCACUGCCAACGGACGACAACAUCAUAUGGGUAUUACUUAG